AUGACUGACAAUCUUAUUUAUUCCGAAUUAGCGUUGUCUACUGCAUCCCAAGCCCAGAAUGACUGCAGAUGGCAGCAAAAAGCUUCUUCUUCAAGAUCCCGUCUCUCUUAUGUGGCAAUAGCUUUGGGGCUCCUGUGUGCCAUUCUAGUGAGUUUGCUGCUAUUCCAGUGGAUCCUGUGCCGGGGUUCCAAGUUCUCCACCUGUGCUGGCUGUCCUGGCUGCCCAGACCUCUGGAUGUGGUAUGGUGACCACUGUUAUUACUUCUCAGUGGAAAAAAAGAACUGGAAUUCUAGCCUGGAAUUCUGCUUAGCCAAAGAUGCACAUCUCCUCAUGUUUAAAGACAACCAGGAAAUGUUUCCACUCCAAAAUUUCCUCAGUCAGGACUUUUACUGGAUUGGUCUAAGAAACAAUUCUGGCUGGAGGUGGGAAGAUGGAUCAGUCUUAAACGCCUCAAGAAUUCUUGCAAACAGCUUGGUACAGAAGUGUGGUACCAUCAGCCGAGGUGGUCUCCAAGCCUCUAGCUGUGAAGUUGCUUUGCCGUGGGUCUGCAAGAAGGUCAGACAUUGA
Hippopotamus amphibius kiboko is the source of this 567-nucleotide messenger RNA. RefSeq names its product killer cell lectin like receptor G1 (gene KLRG1). The transcript is spliced from 5 exons. Bases 1 to 567 code for a protein of 188 amino acids. NCBI's taxonomy places the organism in Eukaryota, Metazoa, Chordata, Mammalia, Artiodactyla, Hippopotamidae. The record is from RefSeq and is a predicted model, not a curated record.